This is a messenger RNA of Ipomoea nil (Japanese morning glory), 1020 nucleotides long. RefSeq lists its product as uncharacterized. The transcript is spliced from 2 exons. NCBI's taxonomy places the organism in Eukaryota, Viridiplantae, Streptophyta, Magnoliopsida, Solanales, Convolvulaceae. The record is from RefSeq and is a predicted model, not a curated record. The coding region runs from base 1 to 1020 and encodes 339 amino acids.
AUGGACUUGUCUGAAACUGUUUAUAUGAAGCAGCCGCCUGGUUAUAUUGAUAUUAAGUUUCCUAAUCAUGUAUGUCUUAUGAAGCAUUCUUUAUAUGGGUUGAAACAGGCCCCUAGAGCUUGGUUUAAUCGUCUACAUACGUUUCUGCUGUCAGUUGGUUUUAAUGCUUCGAAAACAGAUGUGUCUUUGUUCUAUUAUUCCCAAGAUUCUAUUUUUGUGUAUACUUUGGUCUAUGUUGAUGACAUACUUGUAAUGAGUAGUACGAAUCUAGUCAAUGAGCUAUUGACUAAACUCUCUACUGAAUUCAAGAUUAGGGAUCUUGGUGAACUUGAUUUCUUUAUUGAAAUUGUGACUGUUAAAUGUGAUAAUGGAAUCUUGCUUUCCCAGCAACGAUACAUGACAGACAUUUUGAAUCGUGCUGGUAUGACAGAUUGUAAACCUUUAGCCACUCCUAUAUCUGUUUCGAAACCCACUUCUUUUAGUGAAGUUUUAUAUGACGAUGUUACACAGUAUAGGACUCUAGCUGGAGCACUGCAGUAUCUCACGAUUACUCGUACAGAUUUUUCCUUUGCUGUCAACCAACUCUGUCAACAUAUGCAUGCUCAUACUGUCUCGCAUUGGGAACAAUUGAAGCAUGUGCUAAUGUAUGUUAAAGGCACUAUUACUUACGGUUUACGUGUACGAAAGUCAGAAUCUAGGGAGUUGCUUGCUUUUUCUGAUUCUGAUUGGGCUGGUUGUCCCGAGGACCAUAAGUCAACUAGUGGCUAUGUUGUAUUUCUUGGAUCCAAUCUUGUGUCUUGGAUGAGUACAAAUCUCAUAUUUCAUGUGCCAAACAUGUGGAGAUUGAUUAUCACUUCGUUAGAGACAGAGUUGCCAAUGGAGACAUUCAAGUUCACUUUAUCUCAAGUAAAGAUCAACUUGUUGAUAUAUUUACAAAGGCUCUACCUGGUUCAAGGUUUUCUUUUCUUAGAGACAAGCUACAAGUCACGUCUAUACCCUGCGCUUGAUGAGGAGUAUUAG